AUGACUACUAUUCCAUUAAUACCAGAACCUGAUUAUGAUUCUAUUAAUAUUUGUGAUCGAGGUCUUCAUCAUCAUUAUAUUCCAUUAAUUCCUAAAAAAGAAAUUUCUGAUAUGUCAAAAAAUUUAUUAGAACGUUAUGAAAAAAUAUCACAACUUCAAUAUAGUAAACCUGUAGAUAAAGAAAGAGCUUUAAGAAUAGCUAAAAUUCAAGGUGUACCUGUUCUUCCUCAUAAUGAUUUAGAUGAAACUUCUAAUACUGAUAAAAUAGUAAUAACAAACAAAGCAAUGUUAAUUCAUGUAAAAAAUCAUAAAAAUUUUAAUGAUGAUGAUCAUAACUUAGAAAGUUGUAAAAAUUGUAUUAUAUGUAGGUGUACUGCAACUGGCAAUUCUAAUUCUUUAUAUCAUAAAAAAUAUUUAAUUAAUAGAAAUGAAGAUGUCAUUGACAAUUAUAAUUUAUCAACAAAUCCUCCCAAAGAACCUGGCUAUUCACCACCAUUUUUGAUAGAUUUAUCUAAUGAUAAUUAUAAUGAUUUAACAUUUACAAGAUUUCAUCAUAAACGAGAAUGUAAACAAUUAAAUAAGGCAAACAAUAAUCAUUUUUUAAAUAAUGAUAUAGAUAAUGAAAUAACACGAAAAGUAAUAAUAACAAAAAAUUUCAAUGCUUCUAGAAUAGAUGAAUUGUCUGUAGUUUAUGGAGAGGUUGUAGAAUUAAUAACAAUAAAAAAUUCAUGGUGUUUAGUUCAAAAUUCUAAUAAUCUUAAAGGUUGGAUUCCAUAUCCAGAAAGUUUUUCUUAA
Messenger RNA from Strongyloides ratti, 795 nucleotides. Its product is annotated as SH3 domain-containing protein. Bases 1 to 795 code for a protein of 264 amino acids. Lineage: Eukaryota; Metazoa; Nematoda; Chromadorea; Rhabditida; Strongyloididae. The record is from RefSeq and is a predicted model, not a curated record. The transcript is spliced from 2 exons. Gene Ontology annotation, molecular function: protein binding.